AUGUCAUACGAAGUUGGCCUUUAUAGGGUGAUGGGUUCUCUCGAGGGCAUUUAUUCACGAUCUAGGUACCUACAUAACUUCUUGCCGAAACGACUGACCACGAAGCGCUCAACAGGUUAUGAAAGAAACAGACAUAGAGACAUGAAGCACACCUCAUACACAGUGCUCCCUGCACUAUUGAUCACUACUCUCCUUCUAAACCCAGCCCAAGCCAUCCAGUGUUCAUCUUGCGAGGGCCCGCCAACCUUCCAAGAAGAAUAUCGAACCAACUACAUGCCCAAAGUCAUCAAAACAUGGUACGGCCUCCAAGUCCUAGCACCAGAUACUCCCUACGUCGCUGUCGCAGGCUCAGAUAAGCUCUACUUCAUCGACACCCGCCUCGACACCGAAACCGCAAAACACGUAAAGCAGAACAUUGAGAUGGCCACUAUCCCAAGGGAAGAUGGGUACAUUUCCAUAGACGAGAUUGAGGUUACGGCAGAAGUUAAGAAUACUGCUGGCGAAACGAUGUUUGUGUUUGAUCCGGAAUAUGCUAGGGUAUUUUUUGCGGAGCCGAUGAAUAGGCGGAAUCCAGACCUCAAGUUGCCUGAGCCUGAGCCUGCAGGGGACUGGUUGGUGACUUAUGAUCUUGAGAGCAUAGUGGAAACGGAAUCUUGAUAUAGCACUAUGUGUCGACACGGCUGUAUCCGUUGCAUA
Messenger RNA from Talaromyces stipitatus ATCC 10500, 696 nucleotides. RefSeq lists its product as uncharacterized. The record is from RefSeq and is a predicted model, not a curated record. Lineage: Eukaryota; Fungi; Ascomycota; Eurotiomycetes; Eurotiales; Trichocomaceae. The transcript has 2 exons. The coding region runs from base 1 to 657 and encodes 218 amino acids.